This is a messenger RNA of Harpegnathos saltator (Jerdon's jumping ant), 1492 nucleotides long. RefSeq names its product ribosomal protein L4 (gene RpL4). The transcript has 8 exons. NCBI's taxonomy places the organism in Eukaryota, Metazoa, Arthropoda, Insecta, Hymenoptera, Formicidae. The record is from RefSeq and is a predicted model, not a curated record. Gene Ontology annotation, molecular function: structural constituent of ribosome. Gene Ontology annotation, biological process: translation. The coding region runs from base 180 to 1457 and encodes 425 amino acids. Gene Ontology annotation, cellular component: ribosome.
GGAAUGCACCACAGUAGAUUCGUAAUGGAAGUUUACUUGAGAUAUCUCUCUAAUCAACAGCAUACAUUUCAUGUUCUACGAUUUCCGCUCGCAUCCAUCUUUCUUUGCGAUCAGACAAGGCGUGUGGAUUGUUGGAUAGAUUUGCGUUUGAUGCAUAAGAAGUUUUAGAAAGUUGCAGAAUGUCUUUAUCAACAGCACGGCCACUUAUAACAGUAUAUACCGAUAAGAAUGAAGCAUCAGGUGAUGCAAUUUCUUUACCAUCUGUAUUUAAAGCUCCAAUACGACCUGAUGUCGUAAACUUUGUUCAUCAACAAAUAUCUAAAAAUAGCAGGCAACCAUAUUGUGUGUCAAAAGAAGCUGGGCAUCAAACCUCUGCUGAAUCAUGGGGUACUGGACGUGCUGUAGCACGUAUACCUCGUGUGCGUGGAGGUGGUACUCAUCGUUCUGGACAGGGUGCUUUUGGAAACAUGUGUAGAGGUGGACGUAUGUUUGCACCUACUAAGCCAUGGAGACGUUGGCAUCGUCGUAUAAAUGUUAACCAGAAGCGCUAUGCUCUCGUCUCAGCCAUUGCUGCUUCAGGCGUACCUGCCCUUGUUCAAUCUAAAGGGCAUAUGAUCCAGGAAGUUCCAGAAUUUCCCUUGGUUGUUUCUAAUAAGAUCGAAACAUAUAAUAAAACUAAACAAGCUGUUAUUUUCUUGAGACGUAUUAAAGUAUGGAAUGACAUCCAAAAGGUAUAUAAGUCGCAAAGAUUUCGUGCAGGAAAAGGUAAAAUGCGCAAUCGUCGACGUAUUCAGCGACGUGGGCCAUUAAUUGUUUAUGGAAAGGAUGAGGGAUUGUGCAAAGCAUUUCGCAACAUCCCUGGAGUCGAUUUGAUGAAUAUUAACAAGAUGAACCUUUUGAAAAUGGCACCCGGUGGUCAUGUUGGGCGUUUUGUUAUCUGGACGAAAUCGGCAUUUGAACAAUUGGACGCUCUUUACGGUACUUGGCGCAAGGAAUCACAACUUAAAAAAGGAUAUAAUUUGCCAUUCCCCAAGAUGGCAAAUACAGAUUUAUCAAGACUCCUGAAAUCAGAAGAAAUUCGUAAAGUUCUAAGAGCUCCAAGGAAGAAGGUGAUACGCAAGGUCAAAAAAUUCAAUCCAUUGGCUAACACUAGAGCUAUGUUACGUCUUAAUCCAUAUGUGGCAGUUUUGAAGCGUGCUGCGAUCUUAACGGCACAGAAGCGUCAACAUGAGAAGGAUAUUCUUUUGGCCAAGAAACGAGGCAUUGAUUUGUCAAAGGAUUCACCAGCUUUGAAAACUAAAAAGCUACAGGAGAAAAGACAGAAACAACUUGUUGCUGCUAAAGCAGCUAAACCUAAGAAACUAACCACUACAAAAAAAGUUGUCCCGGCAUCAAUUAAAAGCGGAAAAGAUACUGUAGUAGCAAAGACUGUUGCAUCAAAACAGGCUAAAAAAUAAACUUAAUUAAACAGUCUAACUGUUGCAACAGGAAA